ACGACGCGGUGAACUUCCGUGUUGUUCACUUAGCUUAGUCGUGCUAGCUGGAAACAUCUGUGCUCGAUUCGUACGACAAACACAGCAAUUUUAGCUUAAUUUUAAAUCUGUUACAGACACAUUUAUCUCAGGGUUACAGUUUAUGCUACCUCCUUUUCAUUCCAAAGUGGGUUCUUGAAUACAUUUUGCGAUGGGAGUCUUUUUAGCCGUUGAACGCAUGCUAGCAAAAGUUAGCGACCCCCUGGCUAAGUAAGAAGCGGCUCACUUUUCCAGAUAACUUCCCAGCUGCUAUGUAGAGCUGCAGACGGCUGUCCUGUACUUGGUGUUUGCAUCCCUUUCAUCGUUUCAAUGGGGAAAAGGAAAGACAUGAUUCACCCCAGGUUUCUUGGUGAAGGCGGCUCUAGCCUGCACAGCGUCCACAAGCGGAAACAUAAAAAACACAAGAAGCACAAGAGGAAGCACCACAGCUUCACCGAGGCCCCGGAGCCGGAGCCCAUCGUGGUUCCUCGGCCUCCUCCGCAGCUCCGGCUCAAGAUCAAAUUGGGAGGACAGACGCUGGGGACCAAGAGUGUUCCCACUUUCACUGUGCAUCCUGGUGUGGCCUGUCCUCCCUCUCCCUUGAUGAUUAUUAAUAAUGUUGAUGAUGAUGAGGACGAUGAUGAUGAGGACGACGACGAUGAUGACGAUGAGCCCUCUGUGCCUUUGGAACAGUAUCGGGCCUGGCUGGAUGAAGACAGCAACCUGGCCACGUCCCCUAUGCCAGACAUGGACUCCGACUCCAUGCUGGGCGGGCCUGUGGACGAGGAGGAGAGGUGGCUGGACGCUCUGGAGAAGGGAGAGCUGGACGACAACGGAGAGCUGAAGAAGGAGGUCGACGAGUCUCUGCUCACAGCCAGACAGAAAGCCCUGCUCCACAAGCAGCAGAGCCAGCCCCUCCUGGAGCUCCCCAUGGGUUACAAGGAGAAAGAGAUGACUGCAGAGAUGAUGCAGAAACGGGAGGAGCGCGCCCGAAAGCGACGCCUGCAGGCGGCCAAGAAGGCCGAGGAGAACAAGAACCAGACAAUAGAGAGACUGACGAAAACCAGCAAGGCCAAGAUCAAGAGCAUGAGGGAGAGGAAGUCCAAGCAGAGUCAGUGUCCCAUGGUCCGCUACAGCGACUCCGCCCAGGGCAUGGCCAUCUCCUUCCCCACAGGGGUCCCCGCUCCGACCCCGGCACCUCCCUGUCCUCCGCCGGCAGCCCAGGUGAGCUGCGGGGUCAGUGGGUGCACCAACCUCAAGAAGUACUCCUGCUCUAAGACCAGGGUUCCUCUGUGCAGCCUCGAGUGUUAUAAGAGGAACCUGCUGCUUGUUCAGAGCACAGCGUGAACUUUAAAGGACCAGAUACAUUACACAUGGACACAAAUGAAGGUGUGUACAGUUCACGUGGUUAUAUCGGUGAAAUCCGAUGGCCACACAGACGUCGGAGGUGUCGUUUGAGCUUCACACUUGAACUGAACUGUUACAGGACUAAGAAUGUGGAUUUAUUUUUUAUUAUCAUCCCUUUUUUCGUAGCCGUGUCAUAUUAAUAAUGAUGGUUUUCCCUGCUGUGACGCUGGUGACACAAUUUAAUUAUGUACGUUAUAUCUGUGUACCACAUGUACAAUAUUUAUGAUUUCCAUUUGUGAAGGCUACUUAAGAGUAGAAUUAUUUCCACUCUGACUAUUAUUAAUGUUCUCAAUAAUGAAAAAUUAUGAUUAAAGACUGACAAAGGUUAAUAUUAAGCAAAUUAGUUAUGAAAGAAUAAAAGAUGAACUGUG
Messenger RNA from Epinephelus lanceolatus (giant grouper), 1796 nucleotides. It is a transcript of the gene ino80b, whose product is annotated as INO80 complex subunit B. Gene Ontology annotation, cellular component: Ino80 complex. The record is from RefSeq and is a predicted model, not a curated record. Gene Ontology annotation, biological process: chromatin remodeling. NCBI's taxonomy places the organism in Eukaryota, Metazoa, Chordata, Actinopteri, Perciformes, Serranidae.